AUGGAUUUGUAUGUCGAAAUAGUUACCACAACAUCUCAACUCUAUUUACUUUCGUUGAUAGAAAGAAAAAAAGAAUAUAAAUAUGUCACAUGGUACAUACGAAUUCUUUUCUUUCGAAGUUUUUAUGUAAAGAAGAGCAAAAUUUUCGUGUGUGCCAAGCAAAGUGAUGGCAAGACAACAACAUAUGAAUUGAGUAAGACUUACGAACGAAAGCGAUGGCAAAAGAAAUCGCUCAACGCUGUUGAAACACUGAAUAUUCGGCAAUAUGAUCCUCCAAAUGAAUUAAGUCAGCAAUAUGGUUAUAUGAAAUUCGAUGGAUUGCCAUUAGAUUCCAAUGCACGCCUGUCUCAAUAUAUUCGUUUAAAACUCGAUACAAAUGCUGAUGUUGUUGUGAAAUUUAUGCUACAAGGUUGGGGUCUACCGACGCCUGAUUUGAUUAUAUCUGUAACUGGUGGUGCUAAACAUUGUGAUAUGUCAGCGCGACUUCGGAAAAUAUUUCAACGUGGUCUUGUUACUGCAGCCGUAACAACAAAUGCUUGGUUAAUUACGGCUGGAACGAACGCCGGUGUAGUGAAAGAGGUUGGUCAAGCAUUGAAUAACUAUCGCUACAAAAAUCAAAAACAUGGUCUUGAUGUACCUUGUAUUGGGAUUGGUAGUUGGGGAUACACAGCAGAAAAAGAGCAACUCGGUGAUCAACCAAAUCAGUUAACAAUCAACAGCAGUUCGAGAUCAUCUCGUGUGAUGUUGAAAAGUCAACAGAGUGGCAGUGUCGCUGCUGUUCGUAUGGACAUCGGUGAUCAAUAUUGCGUGAGGAACUAUGUCGUGAAAGAAAAACAGAAGAAGCAAUGUGAUUUAGAAGCAAAUCAUAGUCAUUUCUUGCUAUUCGAUGAUGGUCAACCCAAUGCAGAUAGCGUUUUGCCAUUACGAGCGGAAAUUGAAAAAUGUUGCCGACAUAUUAAUACUGGCUCAACAGCAGAAGGAGCAAAUGAGUUACUCAUACCAAUUGUUAUGGUAUUAGUUGAAGGUGGUCCAUCAUCAAUUAGAACAAUCUGUCAAGCAUUAGAAUCAAAUACUCCAGUUGUCGUUGUCAAAGACUCUGGCCGUGCUGCUGAUCUCGUUGCUGAACUACAUGCUUGUCUUUGUGACAAUGAAAUAAAUAAUGCAACUGGAUAUCCGACACGACCUAAGACAGGUGCAGUACGAGGUGAAUCACGUGACAAUGAAAUCAAUGCCAUUUUGACGAAGGCAAAAACUGAUAAUUCCCGGAUCGAUGAGGUUAAAGAUGAAUUGUGCCGAGUUUUAUACGAACGCAGACACUUGGUAACAAUUUUCAAGUUUGACAGUAAACGGCACCAUGGAAAUCUUGAAGAUGCUAUUUUAGAAGCUCUAUUCACUGCUGCGAAAUUUACCGGCGAUCAAAAUGAACAACACCAACGAACAGCUGAGCUUAAACUAGCAAUGGCGUGGCAUAAAUUUGACUAUGCAAAGCAACAUCUUUUAACAGAUACGACUAUAUCAAAAUGGAAGGAAGAUGACCUACGUCGUGCACUCGUUGAUGCUCUUCUCCGUGGUCAUGUAGAUUUUGUCGAACUACUAAUUGAAUUCGGCACGUCACUCGAGAAAAUAACUUUUGGUGAUCUUCGAUUUUUGUAUAACUCAAGAGCGGCUCGGACUCCACUACCACUCAGACCGAGCAUGAAACGCUACACGGAUAAACGCGAUCGAUACUAUUCAACUUACUUUGGAACUUUGUGGAACAUGGAUGCAAGAAAUAGAAUACCAGCAGGAGAUAAAGAUCUUCUAGGAAGUAACGCUCCACAGGACUUGUUCUUAUGGGCGGUGGCUCUCGAUCGAGUUGAUCUUGCUACUUAUCUUUGUUCGAAAACUUGGAAUUCAUUCGUUGCCCCUCUGUUCGCUGCACAAAUGUACCGUCGCGCAGCACGCUUAGCCAUCGAUUCUGAGGCCAAACAACAAUACGAAAAAAAUGCAAAUCAAUUUGAUAUUCAUGCAACAGCAAUUAUUGAUCGAUGUUUUGAUGCGGACGAAGAUUUUGCUGUUGAUUUACUGAAACGACCUGCGCGCGCGUUCUACAAUGUGAAACCCUUGGAAUUGGCGUCAAAAGCUGAUUGCAGAUCAUUUCUGGCAUCGAAAUCCGUUCAAAAAUAUCUAGACAACGAAUGGUUCGGCUAUAUCAACUAUCGACGAAAAGCGAUCAAUUUCCAAAUCUUCUUGUGUUCGCUAUUCUUUCCAUUACUUCCGAUAUUUUGUUUUUUUCUUACAUACGUUGAAAAGCACAAAAAGGUUGCUCGAAGUGCUCGAGAUCGAGCGAAAGUCAGUCAACCACUUAUGAUUCACAAUGUAGUCGAACCGGUUGAACAGAAACAGAAAGGAUGUCUAGCAAAACUAGAAAAGAUUGGGCAGUUUUACCAUGCACCUAUCGUUCGAUUUUAUUAUUAUAUGAUAUUUUUUGUUAUAUUUCUUGCGUUAUACAGCUAUGUUUUACUUGUUGAUUAUUUCCCUUUGAAUCAGUUCAAUGAGCGACGAUCGGGAUUUUCGCAUUUAUACAUACCGAUCACUGAAAUCAUUCUGCAUAUUUGUAUAUGGUGUUUAAUUAUCGAAGAACUUCGUCAGGUGAUUUUCGCAAAAUCUAAACGUGAAUAUCUAGCGGAAAUUUGGAAUUGGAUUGACAUAUUAGCUAUACUGUUAUAUAUUAUUGGCUUUAUCACACGAUUUUUCAUGUCGGAAACACUCUUUACUGUUUCGAAAAUAUUCCUGUGUCUUGACCUAAUACUUUGGUAUAUUCGAACAUUACAUCUAUUUGCUGCAUAUGAACGCUUAGGACCAAAAUUAGUGAUGAUUUUUAAUACGAUGCGAGAUCUCCUCUUCUUCAUUUGCUUCAUUUUCAUCUUUUUACUUGGAUUUUCGGUCGCAUCAUGGGCACUACUAACAACAUCAGAUCAAGUUACUUGGAAUUACGACAACAGCGGAACAUUAGUGAAUGCUACAGUUCAGGGUGGCGGUAGUGGUAUUGGUUCAUGGCAAGUGAUUCGCAACGUGAUUAAUUACGGUGUUUGGAAAGUUUUUGGACAAGUCGAUCCAAUUGAUGGCACCGAUGCUUAUUCCGUUAUAGCUUUCGUUUUGGCAAUAUUGUUUCUUGCUAUUGCAAAUGUACUGUUACUCAAUGUGCUUGUGGCUUUGUUUAAUGUUACCAUACAAAACGUUGAAAACCAAUCUCAUCAAUUAUGGCGAUAUCAACGCUUUUUAAUCGUUUGCGAAUACGCUGAUAAACCUCCAUUGCCACCUCCAUUUAAUUUGUUCUAUUAUCUCUACAGUAGUAUUCGAUAUAUAUGUCAGAAGUGCCGAUCGGAUUAUCAAUCAUGCCGCCGUCGACGGAAUGAUCAGGUUUCCAGUGAAACACUAACAAUGACGGUUCUCGAUUCUGAUGGAAGUGACAAGGAUAGAGAACUUAAAAUUACCGAUGCCAUGCAACGUGAAAGUGCGAUAGCGGAUGAUUAUUGGAGAAACGCAUUGACACAUGGCAAGCAAGAUGAAGUACAUGUGGCAUUGCAAAAUAUGGAACGACAGUUGCAUGAAUUGAAGGAACGUGUUCUAAAUAAUACUACUAGUGCGAAUAUGAACAAUAAUAUCAACACUACCACUCAAAUAUCAAACAAUGAUCUAAGUUGGAUAACGUCAACUGCUUGA
Messenger RNA from Adineta ricciae, 3705 nucleotides. Lineage: Eukaryota; Metazoa; Rotifera; Eurotatoria; Adinetida; Adinetidae. The record is from the annotation of a GenBank genome assembly.